Molecule: messenger RNA, 1492 nt
Organism: Ornithodoros turicata
Lineage: Eukaryota; Metazoa; Arthropoda; Arachnida; Ixodida; Argasidae
Product: lanC-like protein 2
Exons: 9
Coding region: 190-1422 (410 amino acids)
Biological process (GO): carbohydrate metabolic process; peptide modification
Cellular component (GO): plasma membrane
Source: RefSeq, a predicted model, not a curated record
UGCGUCACGUGGUUUAUGUUUACUUUCAAGUUGCGUUCGGCGUUUUCGGCUUCGAGAAUGUCAGCGAGCGCGCCGAUGUGACUGCUGCGCGCUUGACAGUAUCGUCAUAAAACGAACUGUUCUUUAAUCUCUGUUCUGACAAGAACGGUACCAAUUGUUAAGAAUGUCGGGAGCAGCUGCCUGCAGUUCAUGAAGACAAUUCGCCACAUUUUAAAUAUGAGCGACAGGGCAUUCGAAAAUGAGUUUCAGGACUACGACGACACCUCCGACGUCGUACUUCCCGAAGGAAAGCUCACGCACCGUUUCCAAACCGAAGUACGAUCGAACAUUUUCAAACUUGUCGAAAAAUUAGACAAACACUUGACCAGAGGCACUGACUGGAGUGACAGCUCCGUUUAUACCGGGACAACAGGCAUUGCACUCCUGUAUAUUCACCUGAGUGACGUCUUUGAGGACGACUCGUAUCUGGCAAAGGCCCUGCCUUAUGUGCAAAAGCCCCUGUCUUCUCUCCGUGGUAAGCGGUUUUCCUUCCUGUGCGGUGACCCAGGACCUCUAGCAACGGGUGCCUACAUCUAUCACCGCCUGGGCAAGAAGGAAGAGUCCCACAAGCUCAUCAAAAAGCUGGUGGCUCUGGCAGAUGAGGUCGUACCACUGGACUCGGAUAUCCCGGAUGAGCUACUCUACGGUAGAGUGGGCUAUCUUUUUUCCCUACUCUACGUACGCAAGAACAUCUCCCAUUCAGCCGUAGACGAUGGCUUGGUCCGACAAGUGAUGUCAUCGGUGUUGAAAUCUGGGCAGCAGCUGGCCAAACAGAUGAAGAUAUCAUCUCCUCUAAUGUACCAAUGGCACGACAGCUACUACCUGGGGGCUGCACAUGGUCUGGCGGGCAUACUGUACAUGUUACUGCAGGCCAAAGAGCAGUUGAGCCCGUCAGAGAUGCAGUCCCUGAUACAGCCGAGCAUACGGUACUACCUUGGCCUGAAAUACCCAUCUGGGAACUUUCCCUCUUCCUUGGGGAGUCAGACGGACAAGCUUAUUCACUGGUGCCACGGUGCCCCCGGAGCCAUUCAUCUGUUUGCAUUGGCGCACACUGUCUUUGGAGAGGACGCUUACCUGAGUGGAGCUCGUCGAUGUGCAGACGUCAUUUGGAGCCGUGGUCUGCUGAAGAAGGGCUACGGCAUCUGCCACGGAGUGUCAGGAAACGGCUAUGCCUUUCUACGGAUGUUCCAGCACACUGGGAACGCAAAAUACCUGCACAGAGCUGCUAAGUUCUGUGAGUGGUGCUUCGACUAUGGCCAGCACAACUGCAGGACCCCUGACAGGCCAUAUUCACUUUUUGAAGGUAUGGCAGGAACCAUCUACUUCAUGGCAGAUAUGCUGCAACCAGAAAAGUCUGCAUUUCCAGCAUUUCAACUCUUCUGAAUUGCUCCUGCAAUUCAGAUGUGCUGUAAGAUUUUGCACAAAUAAAGUGUGGAUGCCAAUUGUAACCAAA